Molecule: messenger RNA, 2994 nt
Organism: Daldinia childiae
Lineage: Eukaryota; Fungi; Ascomycota; Sordariomycetes; Xylariales; Hypoxylaceae
Exons: 2
Coding region: 1-2994 (997 amino acids)
Cellular component (GO): nucleus; cytoplasm
Molecular function (GO): ubiquitin binding
Source: RefSeq, a predicted model, not a curated record
AUGGCUGAGGUUCAGGCUCGAUCACAGGCACCAUCCUCUCGUGGCCGAGGUGGUGGCCGCGGUGGCAGAGGAGGCUUCGCCAGCCGUACUUCUACGAACAGACGGACUAAUGGUGAUAAGUUGACGAAUGCAGAUGCGACCGCUUUCGAUGACGACGGUGAUGUUAGCCAACUCAGGAAGCAGUAUGGUUCAAAGCUCGACACUAUUAAAGAGCUCUUCCCGAACUGGUCGGAUGCCGAUAUUCUCUAUGCACUAAAAGAAACAGACGGUGAUGUUGAAGUCGCCGCUACACGAAUUGCUGAAGGUACCAUCUCCCAGUGGGACGAAGUAUCAAAGCAGAAGAAGACCACUACCCGUCCCAAGCCGAAGGAUGCUUCCACUUCAGCUGGCCUCGCCGAAUCGACCGGUAACAGCAGACCAGUUCGUGGCGGUCGCUCAGAUGGUGUACGAGGUGGUCGUGGCCGUGGUAAUGAGCGAGGUCGAGGAAGCGGUAGAGGCCGGGCAACUUCUCAUGCUACUACGAAUGGUCAACGGUUGAAGGAAAACCAACAACUAUCCGUUCCGACUGAAGAAUCCUCUGGGUGGGGAACUGCCAAUACCACUACUGAAGAAGCUGCUACCAAUGAUCAAGGCACCCCAGCCUGGGGAAUAACUGAUUCUACUACCGAAGCUACUGUUACUCCCACGCCUGCCACGCCUGCCACCGCUACUACUACUGAUUCGGCUCCUGCUAAACCCAGUGUUAUCCCGCAAGGUACACAGAAGACCUGGGCUAGCAUGUUACGCCAGUCGACCGCCCCGAAACCAGCACCGAAGCCGAAGGAAGCCCCUGCGCCCAAGCCCGCCGAAGUGUUGGAACCUCUUCCCCCCGCCGAACCUACCGCCGCUGCCGCCGCCCCCGCCGCCCCCGAGCCUGAAUCGCCGCCUGCGCCUGAGGAAACCCCGAAAGAGGCCGCCGAACAGCCUGCCCCCGCAGAGACACCUAAGGUUGUCGAGCCUGAAGUUACACUACCCCCUCCUGAAGACGAUUUGACCCGAGUCAACCUCGAGCAGCUACCCGACGAAUCUCAACCCCCAAAUACCGCUACAGCUGCUAGCACAGCCGCAGAUUCCUGGGAUCCCAGACAACCGCAGCAUAGUGCUACGGCGACUCCGCUCUCGGCUUCCCAGGCGCAGCACCAAGCUACACGCCCCGCUGCUAGUGGGUUUGCGACAACCGCGAUUAAGGCAACCGAACGUCCUGCCCCUCGCAUGCCUAGUUAUCAAAAGCGUCUUCUUGAGCAGGAAGAAGCGGUCCGAAUGCCUGGGAAUCGCGAGGUCGAUCGUGCCGCCGUACAAUUCGGUGCUUUCAGCCUAAACGGAAUUGAAGAUGAUAUCGAUGGUGACCGUGAAGAUCCUGAAACUAGAACUCAACCGCCACCUGAAUCUCCGAUCGCCGUUCCCCGUGCCUCAUUGCCUCCGGUGUCUCAACCUGCAGCAGUACCCGACGCAUUUGCGGCUACUCAGAAGCCUGCUACAUCUUUACCCUCAGCACCCAGCGUAACUGGUAGAGCACCCUUUCACCGUUCUCAGAAGAAGAAGCUCACUAACCGUCGUCUAGCGACACCCGUGGCCCCACCGACCGGCCCCGCUGCUAUUACAACUCAGCGUAUGUCGCAGUAUCCCCAAGUCAGUCACCCUACUAAUAUUCUUACAGCGCCGCAAGCGCCCUCGAGCAACCAGCAAUUUGGACGCUAUAGUCAAGCCAGUGCGCAAGAACCGGCCGGCUUCCCGCAGAAAUCAUUCGAUACCUUCGGUCAGCAGACUGCUACCAGCUCGGCUGGUCUCGAUAACUUUCCAACUCCUACAACUCAGGCCUCAGGACCGCAAACUGGCGGCGCAUUUAGCUCCACACCGGGUGAUUACCCGCCUUAUUCAAAUGACCCGCAGCUUCGUAGUUCAUACAAUAGUUAUUACCAGCAGCAGCAGCAGCAAUAUGGGCAACAGCAUACUGGCCAAAGCCAUCACGAGACUUCGAACGCUUCAAACCGUGGAUUUAGUAGCUACAACGCUGGUCAGAAUGAUAAUCUAAGUCAGUACCCGCAGAGCGGCGCUCAACAGACUAGAUAUGGAGCUGCUGCUUCUGCCGAGUCUCACAACAGCGGCCACAAUACACCAAAUCCUAUCGGUCAAGGCGGCCAACAGGCUUCGAGCCAAGCUACCCAGCCUCAGUCCAACCUUCAUCAGCAGCCGCAUGCUAAUCAAUAUCCCUAUUCACACCCGUACUACUCGAGUCCGUACUACGCCCAGUACAUGAGCCAGUAUGGCGGUGCUUAUGGACAGGGAGCAUACGGCAGCCCAUACGGUAAAGGGGGGCUUUAUGGACAACCCCAUCAGUACGGAAUGUCCCCACAGGGUCCUUAUGAACAUGCCUCUUCUCCCGCAACAAGCGGCUUUGGUCAGUCCUCUCUCGGUGGCCGUGAUAGCGCAAUAGCUUCCGGCAUCGAUAACUAUGGCCGCGCAGGCUCCACUCAGACGGGCGCGCCAGGCGGUCUUGGUGGCAGCGGAUUCGGCGGGAUGCACGACACGUUCGGACGUGGUUCUGCUUACCCCUCUCAGGCCGGGCAGUCUUUCAACGCUCCGAAUGCACCUGCUUCAAGUACGGGGCCUGUAAACGACGACUUGAAACCGUAUGGCGACUCGAAGGCUGCUGGUGGACCUAGCCCUUCCCUCAGCGCCGCCGCAAGACCGGGUUCUGCUACAAACACUGCCGCAGCAUCCGGCCUUCCACCUCCCCAGUCAGCCCAGCAAGGUAUGGGCGGAUAUGGAGGGUACCCUAGUCAUCUGAGCCACGGUCUACACGGCAACCAGUCUGCAGGGAGCGCCUAUGGCCUCGGGGGCACUGCUGGCCAAGGGCACGGCAAUGGUCCCUACGGGGGUUACGGAGGCAACCAAGGUUUCGGGAAUUACUACGGCGGCCGGCAACAGCAAGGCUGGGGUGGUAACUACCACUAA